AUGGCGACCAUCUAUAUUGACGAGGACAUUGGCAAGGACGAGCCCACGCAGCAGGGCACCGAGGAGUCUCCCUUCAAGACGCUUCAAUUCGCCUAUCUCCAACACCCCGCCCAGGCCCAGUACCUGACACGAAAAUCUGAGAGCGCCGACGAUGAGGCCGCCCGAGAAUGGAAGCCUGCAGCCAAGUCUGCCAUGAAAAAGGUUGUCAACUACUUUGAGCAACAAAAGAAGAAGGCUGCGCGCGAGCAGGAACUCGCCAUCCAUCGCAAGAAGGAGGAGGAGGAGCGCCACAAGGUUCUGGAGGAGGCCAAGAAGAUUGUUCUCGAGGAGGAUCCCAGCCUUCCCAAACCCGUCACCAUCAAACUUGAUGAGGCUGGUGAUCACAUUGCGCUUCGCAAGGCCGAUGAUGCCGAGAGCAAAGGAACCCGAGUCCGCGUGUUCGGCCGCGUCCACCGCGAGAGAAAACAAAAGGAUGUUCUGUUUGUCACCCUGCGUGAUGGCUAUGGCUUCAUGCAGGUGGUCAUCUCUGGCAAACUUGCCAAGACGUAUGAGGCUCUUACCCUUACCCGUGAGACCUCGAUGGAGAUCUUUGGCGAAAUGCGCGAGGUCCCCGCGGGAGCCCGCGCCCCUCUCAACCGAGAACUGCACGCCGACUUUUACAAGAUACCCAAGCACUGGAGAGCCGUUGGCGGUGACGAUGCCAUCACCAACAGAGUCACGGCCUCUACUGAGCAUGCCACUCUGCUCGACCUCCGCCACCUUACCCUCCGUGGAGAGAACGCCUCAUCGGUCCUUCUUGUCCGCGAUGCAAUGGAAUACGCCUUCAACCGGGCAUACCACGAAGCCAGGAUCCGCAAGGUCAGCCCUCCUGCGCUGGUACAGACUCAGGUCGAAGGCGGCUCCACGCUCUUCAAGUUUGACUACUACGGAGCCGAUGCUUUCCUCACCCAAUCCUCUCAGCUGUAUCUGGAGACCUGCCUGCCUUCCUUGGGCAGCGUCUACUGUAUCGAGAAGUCUUUCCGCGCUGAAAAGUCCCUGACUCGGAGACAUUUGUCCGAGUUCACUCACAUCGAGGCCGAGCUCGACUUUAUCAACUUUGACGACCUUUUGACCCACCUUGAGACCCUCAUCUGCCGUGUCCUGGAGCUGGUCCUGGAGGAUCCCAUGAUUGCCGGAUACAUCAAGACGCUCAACCCCGAAUUCAAAGUCCCUGAGCGACCCUUUAUGCGCAUGAGGUACUCGGAUGCUAUUAAGUGGCUCAUUGACCACGAAAUCCCCAACGAAGAGGGCAACCCGCACAACUUUGGUGACGACAUUGCCGAGGCCGCUGAGCGCAAGAUGACCGACAUCAUCAACAAGCCCAUUUUCAUCACCCACUUCCCCGCGCACAUCAAAGCCUUCUACAUGAAGAGGGACCCUGAGGAUGACAGAGUGACUGAGAGUGUCGACUGUCUCAUGCCCGGCGUCGGUGAGAUUGUGGGUGGUUCCAUGAGAAUAGACGACUACGACGAGCUGCUUGCCGCGUGCAAGCGCGAGGGCCUCGACCCCGAGCCAUACUACUGGUAUAUCGACCAGCGCAAGUAA
Messenger RNA from Metarhizium robertsii ARSEF 23, 1584 nucleotides. Its product is annotated as cytoplasmic asparaginyl-tRNA synthetase. NCBI's taxonomy places the organism in Eukaryota, Fungi, Ascomycota, Sordariomycetes, Hypocreales, Clavicipitaceae. The transcript has a single exon. The record is from RefSeq and is a predicted model, not a curated record. Gene Ontology annotation, molecular function: ATP binding; asparagine-tRNA ligase activity; nucleic acid binding. The coding region runs from base 1 to 1584 and encodes 527 amino acids. Gene Ontology annotation, cellular component: cytoplasm. Gene Ontology annotation, biological process: asparaginyl-tRNA aminoacylation.